AUGUCUCAGCAUACCAUAAUCCCAAUUGAUAAUAAUUGGACCUUCAAACAAGCAGACAAUGAAGACUCUAAAUUCCUGUCUGUCGCACAAUUUCCCACGAAUGUUCAUUUAGAUCUCAUUGCCAAUGGCAUCAUACAAGACCCUUUCAUGGGCAAAAAUGAGAACGACGUACAAUGGAUUGGUGAAUCUGUCUGGGUAUACAAGACAACAUUUUCAUCGCCUGCCAUACUAUCAGACAAUAAAGCUAGCGUCAAAGCAGUCCUGGCAUUUGAUGGAUUAGAUACAUAUGCCACCGUUCUGUUAAAUGGAAAGGAGAUCCUGAAGACGGACAAUAUGUUCAUACCGGAAAGGAUUGACGUUACUUCUUACCUGAAAAAUGAGGGAGAGAAUGAGCUGGAAAUCACAUUUGAGAGCGCAUAUCUCAAAGGUUGUGCCAUAGUGGAGAAAUACCCGGAUCAUCAUUGGGGUUGUUGGAAUGGGGAUACUUCCAGACUUGCUGUUCGAAAAGCACAAUAUCACUGGGGAUGGGAUUGGGGCCCAACACUCAUGACUUGCGGACCCUGGCGACCAAUAAACCUUGAGCUUUUCACCUCCCGCAUCUCAGAUGUCUACUUCACAAGCAACGUGGAUAAAUCCCUGAAAAUCGCAGAACUCGUCGCAAAGGCGGAUGUUCAAGGCGAGAGCUCGCAAGUCAAGUUCGACAUCACUCUGAACGGUGACCUCAUUGCAACUCAAACGGUCAAAGCUGUGGAAGGCCAUGCUACCCAUGCCUUUAAAAUAGAGAACCCAGCACUCUGGUUCCCGAUCAGAUAUGGCAAACAGCCGUUGUAUGAUCUUACCGCAACUCUACUUCACAACGAUACAAGUAUCUCAACACAGACCAAAAGAUUUGGCUUGCGCCGAGCAGAGCUAGUGCAAGAUUCUUUGACGGGCCAACCAGGAACUUCAUUUUUCUUCAGGAUCAACAACAUUCCUAUCUUUUGUGGCGGUAGCGACUGGAUUCCUGCUGAUAACUUCAUUCCUCGGAUUAGCAAAGAGAAGUAUUACGACUGGGUUAAGUUGGUGGCAGACGGAAAUCAGUUCAUGAUCCGAGUCUGGGGUGGUGGAAUAUUUGAGGAGCAAGCAUUUUAUGAUGCCUGUGAUGAAUUAGGUAUUUUGGUAUGGCAGGAUUUCAUGUUUGGGUGCGGAAACUACCCUGCUUUCCCAGAGUUUCUUACUUCUGUGAAGAAGGAAGCUGAGGAGAAUGUCAAACUUCUUCGACACCAUCCUUCCAUCGUUAUCUGGGCUGGUAACAAUGAGGAUUACCAAUACCAAGAAUCGGAAGGUCUCACAUACGAUUUUGAAAAUAAAGACAGCGAGAGCUGGUUAAAGACCAACUUUCCAGCAAGAUACAUAUAUGAGAAAAUCUUGGUAGAUGCUUGUGCUGAACUAAUUCCAGAUACAUACUAUCACUAUGGUAGUCCUUGGGGUGGAAAGAAAACUACAGAUCCUACCGUCGGUGAUUUGCAUCAAUGGAAUGUUUGGCACGGUUCUCAGGAGAAAUACCAAAAUUUCGACAAGCUCGUUGGACGAUUCGUCUCGGAAUUCGGCAUGGAAGCAUUUCCCAAUAUCAAAACUAUAGAGGCAUUUCUCCCGCUAGGCAAAGAUGAUCCCGAUCGUUUUGCGCAGUCCUCUACCGUCGAUUUCCACAACAAAGCCGAGGGACAUGAACGUCGUAUAGCUCUCUAUUUGGUUGAAAACUUCCGCUACGCCCCCGAUCCUCUCGAACAAUUCAUCUAUUCCACACAACUUAUGCAAGCUGAGUGCUUAGCUAGUGCCUAUCGGUUAUGGAAACGCCAAUGGAAAGGUCCAGGAAAAGAAUACUGUGGAGGUGCCCUAGUCUGGCAGAUCAACGAUUGCUGGCCUGUAACAUCAUGGGCAAUCGUCGACUACUAUCUCCGACCAAAACACGCCUACUACACCGUCAAGCGUGAAAUGGCCCCCAUAUCCCUCGGUAUCACACGCAAAGAACAUGUCGUCCCAAAAGACAAAUACACGCGCGCACAUCUCACCAAAACCACGCAAAUCGAAAUCUGGGGUUCAAACCUAGGUCUCGAAGAUAUCACCGCCGACGUAGUAGUCAAAGCCUUCGACGUGAUAACCGGCCAAGAGACAUACUCCAAAACCAUAGCAUCUGCACUCCUCCUCCCGGAAAACCGCUCCACCGAAAUCAUCGCCAUGGACGUGCCCGUACAAAAACCAAACGCAGACCAAGAAUCCCGCACCGUCGUCGCAGCCUACCUCAUCCAAGCUGGUGUCCAAAUCGCCCGCUACAUCAACUGGCCCGAACCUCUCAAAUACGUUCACUUACAAAAACCCCAGAACCUCCGCGCCACCCUAUCGAAAGAUGGAAAGACGGUGGAAAUCAGCAGCGAGGUACCAAUCAAGGGUCUAGCUCUCGAGUGCGAUGAUGAAAAUGUAAGGUUUGAGGAUAAUUUGGUGGAUAUUGUUCCUGGAGAGGUGGUUAAAGUGGCUGUGGGUGGUGCGAGCGAGGGGACGAAGAUUGAGGUUCGGUAUUUGGGUAUGCUUUAG
This is a messenger RNA of Sclerotinia sclerotiorum 1980 UF-70, 2571 nucleotides long. RefSeq lists its product as hypothetical. Gene Ontology annotation, molecular function: beta-mannosidase activity. The record is from RefSeq and is a predicted model, not a curated record. The transcript is spliced from 2 exons. Bases 1 to 2571 code for a protein of 856 amino acids. Lineage: Eukaryota; Fungi; Ascomycota; Leotiomycetes; Helotiales; Sclerotiniaceae. Gene Ontology annotation, biological process: carbohydrate metabolic process; glycoprotein catabolic process.